This is a messenger RNA of Prunus avium (sweet cherry), 2376 nucleotides long. The record is from RefSeq and is a predicted model, not a curated record. Lineage: Eukaryota; Viridiplantae; Streptophyta; Magnoliopsida; Rosales; Rosaceae.
AUGAAGGGCGACGGAAGGUGCUUGAAACUCUUUCUUGCACUUUGGAUCCUUUUCCUACAAAACGUAAAAGGAGGAGAAGUUGGCCACAGCCACAGCCACAGCCACAACCUCAGAGAUGCUAAAGUGACAGUGAGGUGCAUAGAGAGGGAAAGGCAAGCACUACUUGCAUUCAAACGUGGCCUGGUGGAUGUGUUCAAUCAACUCUCAACUUGGGGUUCAGAAGCUGAAAAACAAGAUUGUUGCAGAUGGGAAGGAGUCUAUUGUAGCAACCAAACUGGCCAUGUGAUUCAACUUGAUCUUGGAUAUUAUUCUCUCCAAGGUAAGAUGAUUAGUCCUAAACUGAUUGAGUUGCAGCAUUUACAAUAUUUGGACCUUACAUAUAAUGAUUUCAAUGGGAGCCAAAUUCCAGAUUUCAUUGGUUCUAUAACCAAUCUAAGGUACCUCAGUCUCAGUUUCUGUCAAAUGGUUGGUCAAAUUCCAAGUUCGUUUCAAAACCUCACGCAAUUGCAACAUCUCGACCUCAGCUAUUAUCAGCUUCAAGCAGAAAAUCUCAAUUGGCUUCCUGCUAUUUCUUCUUUAACGUAUUUGGACCUAAGCGGAAACUUCAAUGGGAGCCAAAUUCCUGAUGUCAUUGGUUCUCUAACCAAUCUAAGAAACCUCCGUCUCUGUUCCUGUCAUUUCAUUGGUCCAAUUCCAAGUUCGUUUGGAAACCUCACGCAAUUGCAAAAUCUCGACCUCAGCUAUAAUCAACUUCAACCAGAAAAUCUCAAUUGCCUCCCUGCUCUUUCUUCUUUAACGGAUUUGGUCCUAAGCGGAAACUUCAAUGGGAGCCAAAUUCCUGAUGUCAUUGGUUCUCUAACCAAUCUAAGAAACCUCCGUCUCAGUUCCUGUAAUUUCAUUGGUCCAAUUCCAAGUUCGUUUGGAAACCUCAUGCAAUUGCAAAAUCUCGACCUCAGCGGUAAUCAGCUUCAACUAGAAAAUCUCAAUUGGCUCCCUGCUCUUUCUUCUUUAACGGAUUUGGACCUAAGCGGAAACAAUCUCAGUCUUCCUCCUCCUCCUACUCCAAUUCUUUCCACUACUCUUUACAAAACAAAUUCUUCUACAUCUCUUGCGUAUGUUUAUCUCUCUGACAACCAUCUCACUUCUUCAAUAUUUCUUUGGUUGUCCAACUACAGUACAAGCCUUUUUCAUCUUGACCUCUCCAACAAUAAUCUAACUGGUUUCAUUCCCGAUUUCAUUGGAAACAUGAGCUCUCUUGUGUAUCUGGAUCUCUCUGAUAACCAGAUUGAAGGAGCGAAUCCAAAUUCGUUUGCAAGGCUGUGUAAUUUGCGAAGAUUGAGGCUUCAAAGAAAUCAUCUGAGUGGACAAUUAUCCAAGUUUGUUCAACUAUUGCCUAGAUGUGCUCAAAACUCAUUAAGGUAUCUGCACCUCUCUGAGAAUGUUCUUAAGGGGUCAUUAAACAAUCUUACAAGCUUCUCAUCUUUGAAAUUCUUGUAUCUUAGUGACAAUCAAUCAAGCGGAAAAAUACCUGAAAGUAUUGGGCAAAUGUCGCAACUGGAGUACAUCGAUUUCAGCAUGAACUCUUUGGAAGGGGUGGUUUCAGAAACUCAUUUCUCAAAACUCUCCAACUUAUCUUAUUUGGAUUUAUCCUCUAACUCACUAGUUUUAAAUUUCCAUUAUGAUUGGGUUCCUCCCUUCCAGUUAUAUUACAUAGUUUUGGGGUCUUGCAAGAUGGGUCCACAUUUCCCAAAAUGGCUUCAAACUCAAAAGGAUUCUUUCAAGCUGGAUAUUUCGAAUGCUAGAAUUUCUGAUAUCCUUCCAAGUUGGUUUUGGAGUAAUUUUCGUAACGUGAGCGUUAUUAAUCUCUCACAGAAUCUAAUCAGAGGAAUAUUUACAAAUUUGACAGUGGAGUUUCCAAAUAACCCACAACUACAUUUGAGUUCGAACCAAAUAGAAGGUCCAAUUCCCUCAACUCUAUUACAAGCCUCCUAUCUGGAUCUUUCUAAUAAUAACAUUUCAGGGUCACUUUCUUUCCUAUGCGCAAGUGCAGAUAUGAGUUUAACAUAUCUUAAUCUUUCAAGCAAUAGUUUUGCUGGAGAACUUCCAGAUUGCUGGAGCCAUUUGGAGACAAUAUUCAUGCUUGAUUUGAGUAACAACGCUUUUUCUGGAAAAAUUCCCACGACAAUAGGCUCUUUAUUUCAAAUGCAAACUUUGAAAUUAAGAAGCAACCGAUUUUUUGGGGAAUUGCCUUCAUCGUUGAAGAACUGCGCAAGUUUAGAAGUUAUUGAUCUGGGAGAUAAUAAAUUAUCAGGACCAAUACCUACAUGGUCAAAUAACUCCAGAGAUCGGAAACUUGCAGUCAUUGGAUUCACUUGA